Molecule: messenger RNA, 777 nt
Organism: Eimeria acervulina
Lineage: Eukaryota; Apicomplexa; Conoidasida; Eucoccidiorida; Eimeriidae
Product: U1 like C2H2 zinc finger, related, related
Exons: 4
Coding region: 1-777 (258 amino acids)
Biological process (GO): mRNA splicing, via spliceosome
Cellular component (GO): spliceosomal complex; U4/U6 x U5 tri-snRNP complex
Source: RefSeq, a predicted model, not a curated record
AUGCACAACGAGAGCAGCAGAAGCAGCGACAGCAGCAGCAGUAGGGGCGGGAGAAGCAGCAGCAGCAAUAGCGGCAGGAGAAGGAGCAGCGGGUGUCGGCAGUUGGGGCUGCUCUGGGGAGUGUUGGUGGUGUUUCCGCUGCAACAGCAGUUGCUGCUUCUGCAGCAGCAGGGGACGCGCUCAGCUGCGCUGAACCUGCUGCUGGUGCCGCUGCUUCUGGUGCAGGUGUGGGACAAGGACUACUACGAAGAGAAAGCGAAGGAAAAGGCUUCGUUGCUGGGAGUUGAAUCUCUUCUAGAGUUGCUACUAAAACCCAGAGAGGAGCCCAAACCGCCGCCGCUGCCGCCGUGCGGCUACCGGAAGCAGCUUCAGGUGCUCACAUUUAAACUCGGCUUCGAGAGAGAAGCCAGCCGCACGAAAAUGGUCACCCUGCAGAGCCCCAGGAUGCAGCUCUGGUGCGACAUUUGCGAGUGGUUGUGCAAGGACUCACAAGCCUAUUUGGAUCAUAUUAGCCGCCGCAACCACAACCAGCUUCUUGGUGGGUAUUCUUUUGUUGCAGGCAGCGCGGCAGACGGUGGGAACUGGGUUGGAACCCCACACCCAAAGACAAAGGCAGAUGCGCGUGUAAAGCAGCAGCAGCAGCAGCAGCAGGGAGGAGGCGCCCAGGGAACGUCACGGAGAUUCAAGGCCCUUGCGGGCGGCGCAGGAGCCGAAGGGAGGGCUGCGGAGGCGAAAGAUGAAUUUGAAAGGGUCAAGCGACUCCCAGAAGAACUUUAG